GCUCUCCAUCGGGCGCGUCGCCGUCUCUGCGUGCGCGUCCCCGAGAAAUAUAAAGAAAAGAGGAAAAAGAGAGAGAGGUAAACCUGCCGUGUUCUUCCUCUGCUGCAGUGUCUGAUUAUCCCUCCACCAUCUUCAUCAUCACCGCCAUCAUCAUCCUCCUCUCCCUCCUGUCUGUGUGUCUGCGCCCCCCUCGCCCCUCCUCCUCCUCCUCCUCCAUCCCGCUCUCCGCCAGUGAAGGCACGGCCAGCUAUCACGGCGACAAAAGAGAGAGAGAGAGAGAGAGAGAGAGCGUGAAGGAGGCUGCAGACUUUUCGACCAGAGAGGAAGAGGAGAGGAGGAAGAAGAGACAGAGGCAGAGGAGUCUCCAUCUUCGCCAUGUCAAUCAUGACUCUGGACGGCGGCCUCUGAAGUUCUGUUUGGUGUAAAGACUCACUACAUGACCAGUGCCACACCGAGCUCUGACCAGAUGGAGCUGAAUGUGGUUAAAAAACGCCAUCGCACGCGAUCCAAAGGAGUCAGAGCUGCCGUGGAAGCCGUAACACAGGAGUUGUUCAGCUGUCCCACCCCAGGCUGCGAUGGCAGCGGUCACGUCAGCGGGAAGUAUGCCCGACACCGCAGUGUCUAUGGCUGCCCGCUGGCCAAGAAGAGGAAAGCUCUGGAAAAACAGCCACUGGAGCCUGCUGCCAAGAGGAGGCCCUUCCUCACCUCCUGCCCGGGAGAGGAGGAGGAGGAGGAGGAGGAUGCGAGAGCCUACACCAGUUAUGAGAUUGAAGCCAUGGAGGCGGGAGAGGAAGGCAAGGAGCAGGGGGAAGUAGCAGAGGAGGGCGAGGAGGAAGAGGAGGGGGAGCGAGAAGGGGAUGAAGACGGAGAUGUGGAGGACGAGUUCUCAGAAGACAACGAGGAGCAGGGGGAGGACGAGGACGAGGACGAGGAGGAUGAAGAGGAGGACGUAGAGGUGGAGAGAGCAGUUACGACAAUGGGAGGUGAACGGGCGGAGGAGGAGGGGAUGUACGAGGAGGAGGAAGAAGUGGAGGAUGGAGAUGAUGAGGAGGAGCAGGAGGAUGAGGGAGAGGAAGACGACCAAGAGGAGGAGGAAGAGGAGGAGCAGAAUCGUCAGCAUGCAGAGAACCACUACAAACCCAGUGGACAAUCAAAGCUCAUUCCAAUUCUGAAGGACGACAACAACAACAACAGCUGCACCGUCAGCGCCGGUAACGGCACCGGAGAGGAGUACGAGAACUACGACGAGCUGGUCGCUAAGUCGCUGCUCAACCUGGGCAAGAUCGCAGAAGACGCCGCCUACCAGGCCAUGACCGAGUCCGAGAUGAACAGCAACUCUUCCAACAGCGCCGGGGAAGAUGAAGAUGAUGAUGACGAUGACGGUAGCGAUCAGGGGGACGGGAAGGGCGAGCUGAGCGUGGACCUGGACAGCGAUGUGGUCAGAGAGACGGUAGAUUCGCUGAAGCUCCUCGCGCAGGGUCACGGCGCCAUGCUGCCCGAGGACGGGUACCCCGAGGGUGCCAUGGUGGAUGGUGGCCACCAUGCCAACGGGAGGCCUGGCGUGGGCGUUAGAGUUCAGGCGGACGAGAGCGAGGAGGAUGUGUGUCUCAGCAGUCUGGAGUGUCUGAGGAACCAGUGCUUCGAUCUGGCUCGGAAACUGAGCGAGACACAGACGUCUGAUCGCCCCGCCCUCCACCACCAGCUUCCAACAGACCAGCAGAUGAUGCAUCACCUGAACAGGUACGACAGCUGCCAGCAGGGUGCACAGGGGGAGCCCAGGUGUCUGGAACGCAACUACUCUGACAUGGCGAACCUGAUGAAACUGGAAGAGCAGUUGAGCCCAGCAUCCAGAGGUUAUCCAACCAGCUGCAGCCAGGAGGGCGAUGAAGAUACCACUUCGGUGGCCUCUGACCGCUCAGACGAGACCUUCGACAUGGCCAAGGGAAAUCUGUCGCUGCUGGAGAAGGCCAUUGCCCUGGAAUCAGAGAGGGCAAAGGUCAUGAGGGACCGCAUGGCCUCAGAGCACACGUUUCCUCGCCGGGAUCACCAUCAUCACCAUCGUGGCCACGGCGAGCAAAGCCCGAGGCUGAACAGCGCUGGCGAAGAGCGCAAGUCCAGAGCGCAAAAUGACGGGUUGAAGAGGGCUUACUAUCCUAAAGACUCUUCAAGAGGGGAGAAGAAGGAGAGUAAGUGUCCAACGCCGGGUUGUGACGGGACUGGUCACGUGACGGGUCUGUACCCACACCACCGAAGCCUGUCCGGGUGUCCUCACAAAGACCGAGUCCCGCCUGAGAUCCUUGCCAUGUAUGAAAAUGUUUUAAAGUGCCCCACUCCCGGCUGCUCUGGACGGGGUCAUGUCAAUAGCAACAGGAACUCGCACCGCAGUCUGUCUGGCUGUCCCAUUGCUGCAGCAGAGAAGAUGGCGAAGGUCCAUGAGAAGAGCCACUCGACCGACAGCGGCAGUAAAACCAAUCAGACGUCAGACCGCGUCCUCAGGCCGAUGUGUUUUGUCAAGCAGCUGGAGAUUCCUCAGUAUGGCUACAAAAACAACGUUCCCACCAGCACGCCGCGAUCCAACCUGGCCAAGGAGCUCGAAAAAUACUCCAAGACCAGCUACGACUACACCGGCUACGACAGCCAGCACGGCGGCUACGGAAAGAGAGGCCCCACAGCCAAGUCCCACCAUGGGCGCGACACCUCCCCAAAGGGAUACGACGCUAAGCGCUACUGUAAGACUUCCAGCCCGGCCAGCAGUACGACCAGCAGCUACGCUCCCAGCAGCAGCAGCAGCCUGAGCUGUGGAGGUGGUGGAGGUGGAGGAGGAGGAGGAGGAGGAGGAGGAAGCAGCGCCAGCAGCACCUGCAGUAAGAGCAGCUUCGACUACACCCACGAUAUGGAGGCGGCCCACAUGGCGGCCACGGCCAUCCUGAACCUGUCGACGAGGUGCAGGGAGCUCCCGCACGCCCUGGGAGGGAAACCCCAGGACCUGCUGACACAGAGUCCGGUGGGCGAGCUGGACGACAGCGGAGCAGUGGACGGGGCCGGUCAGCCCGGCGGUCCGGAGGGAAGCGGGACGGUGUUAACCCCCCUGCAGCCGAUGUCGCCCCAGCGGCAGGCGCUGCUCAGCAGCCGCUGCUACCAGCUGAGCGAGGCCGACUGCUGGGACCUGCCCGUCGACUACACCAAGAUGAAACGGCUGGGAGAUGAGCAGGAGCAGAAAGAGAGCGACGAGCUGGACCCCUUCCAGGAGCUGCUGGACGAGCAGCGCUACCCGGCCCAGGUCACCAUGCCCAGCCCCAAACACCACAAGUACCCGCCCUGCAAGGAGAGCAAGAAGGAGCUCGUCACGUUGUCAAGUUGCCAGCUGGCCGACAAGAACAUCCGCGGGAUGAUGACGACCAACUCACAAGAACUCAAGUGUCCGACUCCCGGCUGUGAUGGAUCUGGACACAUCACGGGAAACUACGCCUCGCACAGGAGUCUGUCCGGUUGUCCACGAGCCAAGAAGAGUGGCAUCAAAAUCCUCCACAGCAAAGAGGACAAAGACGACCAGGAGCCAAUCAAGUGUCCGGUGCCAGGCUGUGAUGGACAGGGUCAUGUGACGGGGAAGUACGCCUCCCACCGCAGCGCGUCGGGCUGCCCCUUGGCGGCAAAGAGGCAGAAGGACAGCUACGUCAACGGCUCGCAGUUUGUCUGGAAAUCUGGAAAGACGGAUGGCAUGAGCUGCCCAACCCCGGGCUGCGACGGCUCGGGACACGUCAGCGGCAGCUUCCUGACCCAUCGGAGUCUCUCCGGCUGUCCCCGUGCCACCUCGGCCAUGAAGAAGGCCAGGAUGAACAGCGUGGAGAUGCUGACAAUCAAGCAAAGAGCAAGCAAAGGCAUUGAAAACGAUGAAGAAAUCAAGCAGUUGGAUGAAGAAAUCAAAGAUCUGAACGAGUCCAACAAUCAAGUGGAGUCGGACAUGAUAAAACUGAGGACACAAAUCACCACCAUGGAGACCAACCUGAAGUCCAUCGAGGAGGAGAACAAGGUGAUCGAGCAGCAGAACGACUCACUGCUGCACGAGCUGGCCAAUCUCAGCCAGUCGCUCAUCAACAGCUUGGCUAACAUCCAGCUUCCACACAUGAGACCGCUGCCACAGAAAGAGGCCCCAGUAAAGCAUAACUGCUGUUUACAGAUGCCUCCCAGAGAACCAAUGAAUGAACAGAACUUUGACACUUAUGUGAGUACACUGACAGACAUGUACACUCACCAGGACCAGUACCAGAGCCCGGAGAACAAGGCGCUGCUGGAGAACAUCAAACAGGCUGUUCAGGGUAUCCAGGUCUAGCCCUGACCGAGGCCAAAAUAACAAAUGCAAAGCAAAAACAACAACAACAACAACAAAAAGGUCAAAAAGAGGGGAAUCGGUUGUUUUUUGCUGCUGUAAUCUAUCAUAGUUAUGUUAUGCUUUCAACUCCAUGGGUAUCUCUUUUUUUAUCAUUUUGAUUGUUGUUGCCUUGCUUUGAAAAACAAUUGCCAACAUUUUAAACAAACAUUCACGUUUUGUACAUUUUCAUAUGAUCCGAUAUAAUGUGAUGUACUGUUUAUAGCUGCUAAUGUAUGCACAUUCUAGUGUAUAUGUAUGUAUUUAUUUAUUUAUUCAUCGUAAGCUUGAAUCAUUUUUUUAUCUUAAUGCGAUUUCCGUACCAUAAGAAAACUGGGCGUCACGGGUUUUACUGGGGAGCAGAGUGAAGAGCAAUCAUUUCCGAAAGGCUUUUCUCACGAGCUGUAAAGCUGGAGGUCGUUUAAAGGAUGUAAAUUCAUUCAUUUUUGUAACGUUUGAAAGUGUGGACACUAAUAUUACUGUAAAUCUUUAGCUAAAAUUAUGAGAAGAACCAAUGCUGUAAGCAAGAAGAUUUCAAACAUCAUGACACGGAAACUUACUGGUGCAAAUCCCAUCAUCCCCCUUCGGAGUUUGUUGCGUUUCAAACGGUCCUGUCCUGUUGCUUUUCUUUGUUCAUGCGGAGAACGAAGUGGAAAGACCAAUGGCUACAGAAAAUGUAGGAGACAAUCUGCCAUUCUGAAUUUCUUUUAAUCAUCAACCUUGAUUAGCUAACAGGAACAACGUGUCAGCAAUAUUGGUAUAACAUUAAAUCGUUUCUUUAGAUAUGGGAUGCAAUCUAUAUGAAAAAAUGUUUGGGUAUAUGCAAUUUCUUAUAAAUAAAGCUAGCAAAGAGCUGAUAGAUGUUUUUACUAACUAUAAAUGUAUUGCGUUUUGUAUAAACCUUUUACUACAAUCAUGUUUUAGGAAUCUGACGCGGGUGAAAGGACUUUGGUUCUGUCAUGUUUGACUUUGCACAGGGACACCUUUGUUUCCAUGUUUUGAUGUUUUUAUUGUUGAUCAAGAGGCAGGCGAAAGGAUUUGUAGAUAUGAUUUUUCCUUUCCAAAGGCUGAUGGCUUCACUGGACUUACAGGGUCAAACGUCCCCAUUUGUCAUUGUAUAUUGCACUCGUCCUGUAGAAAAUGUUUUUCCAAUCAUGCAUCUUAUUGUCUGAGCCACAAUGGGACAUGAUGCCAGACGACAUGAUGACCAAGCAGCACUUUUUUUUAUUUUAUUGUUCUUGAUUGUUAUUGAAAAGAUGAAUGAAAACUACAGCCAGCAGUUGUAUCGCGAUGUCUGUGCACUGAAUUUUACCGACUGAGUAUUCGAUCUGAAUCGACCUUACGAUGACAUUCAGUCUGAAAUCACAGCACUGAUGGAGUACGUUUUCUGAACACCGUCGAUCAUGCAUGCACUUUAUUGGAGUAUGUCAAAGUAUUAUUUAUCAUGUGGUAAAUGAAGCAAAAAACUGUACAGCGAGUUUGUGGAAACUGUGACUUUGACAAGACUUUGUGCUGGUGAUACCUGUUUGAAAGAAACCUGGAACUAAUUUCAGAGUUGACCUAUUUAAAGGAAAACUUACCCCUUACAUUGUUAACCGGAUUCACUUUAAGAUCCAGGGUCAGCUUUGAUGAAUUAGGCUUUGCGCUUUGGUCCCAUCUGGCUUUGUCUGCAUACCAGCAAUGGCCUGAUGACCUGAAGUGUUUAGAGUAAUCUGUUUCACCAAACUGACAUGAUUUCUCAAAAAUGGAAGAUAAAAUGAAAGAAAAUCUUACAGUAUCUAGGGGCAGCUCCUGCAUUCAAGAAAUACUUUAAACUGAUCUGGCAUACCAGAUUAAUGCAUCACAACUUUUCAUAGGGACUAGGCUACACAUUGGGUAGGAAGCAUGUUGAUGAAAACUCUCCAAGUUGAAAGGAUUAUCCAGAGUAACAGACCCAACAUAGAUUGCUUUCCUCCCAGUUCUAUUGGAAUGGAGGCAGAAAUAAAUCUUCACGAUAAAUCAAACAGACACUUGCCUGCAUGGGUAGUUACCAUUAGUGGUGUGGAGGAAGAUUUACUUUCAUCAUUUGGGUGACCUGACUGAUUAAGUUUUGGUAAAAGUGGUAAAAGAGAUAAAAAUAUAUAAAUGCAUCAAGAAUAUUUGCUAAGAAGACAUGAAAACGUGCCAUCUAUAGUUUAAAUCAAGGCCCACCUCUGAGGAGGGGACCUCUAAAACCUGACGUUUACCUGCUGAUGACUGAAACAUUUCUCUGCUAUCAGUCCAGUUUUCCACAGGAAGGCAAAAUAAACAAUGCUAACGGGGUUUUUUUUCUUUAAAGAUGUCUCUUCUUUGGAGUUUUGCUGCAAAGCCUCAUUCCCCGACUUUACAUCUCUGUCCAAAGCUUUGUGUCUGCAGCUUCCUGCCAGUAAAACUACUGCAUUAGAUAGACUGACAGCUUGUAUUUUUCAUUUAGUUAAUUAUUCUUACUGAUAACAAAGGAAAUGGGAGUUAAAGCACAAUUCUGCCACUUAAAGACAGUCAAUAGACUAGAUAUUGUAAUAUCAGAUGUAAAAGCUAAACUGUAACUAUUUACAUAGAGAAUCUCAACACUAACGUGAUAUGCUAGAAUGCAAAAGAAAUCCAUAUGAAUAUGUGAAAUCAUCAGUUUAUGAAAAUGUUUCUUUUCAGCAGUGCAUCGCUAAGGGGUUUUAUACAACGUUCGUUUCCUCUCCUUUUACCCCUUUCUCUGUUACUUGCAAACUUUCAACAGAAGUUUUCUUACAACAUGGCAUGGGUUUUGUUGGUAUUUUGCUGUAUGUUUAAGGUCACGAGUUGCUACGUGAUGAUUUAAUUUGACUUGUGAAGUUUGUACACUUUUUAUCAUGCUGGUGUUGGCAUCUCUUGCUCUGAAUAAAUCUUGUGUUGCAACACUGCUUACGACCC
This is a messenger RNA of Scatophagus argus, 7288 nucleotides long. It is a transcript of the gene myt1la, whose product is annotated as myelin transcription factor 1-like, a. Gene Ontology annotation, biological process: regulation of transcription by RNA polymerase II. The transcript is spliced from 24 exons. The coding region runs from base 437 to 4330 and encodes 1297 amino acids. NCBI's taxonomy places the organism in Eukaryota, Metazoa, Chordata, Actinopteri, Scatophagidae. The record is from RefSeq and is a predicted model, not a curated record. Gene Ontology annotation, cellular component: nucleus. Gene Ontology annotation, molecular function: zinc ion binding; RNA polymerase II cis-regulatory region sequence-specific DNA binding; DNA-binding transcription factor activity, RNA polymerase II-specific.